Molecule: messenger RNA, 2226 nt
Organism: Danaus chrysippus (African queen)
Lineage: Eukaryota; Metazoa; Arthropoda; Insecta; Lepidoptera; Nymphalidae
Source: the annotation of a GenBank genome assembly
AUGGUUCCAGUGGCAAUGGAGGAGGAAUCUACGGAGCUGCCCGGUUCGGACGGGCUCGCGCCCAAACAGCGGCACCAGGCCAAGCAGCGCGAGCUGUUCCUGUCGCGGCACGUGGAGACGCUCCCGGCCACGCACAUCCGCGGCAAGUGCACCGUCACGCUGCUCAACGAGACGGAGUCGCUGCUCAGCUAUCUCAAUAAGGAUGACGCAUUUUUUUAUUGUUUAGUAUUUGAUCCUUCACAAAAGACUUUAUUAGCAGAUAAGGGAGAAAUCAGAGUUGGAAGUAAAUAUCAGACUGAAGUAACUAAUUUAUUAAAAGAAGGCGAGGAGGACGGCCGCAGUUCGAGUUCGUUGGAGACCCUGGUGUGGACUCCGUCCCACGGCCUCUCAGACCGGCAGAUCGACCAGUUCCUUGUGGUGGCUCGGUCUGUGGGCACCUUCGCCAGGGCAUUGGACUGUAGCUCCAGUGUUAAACAGCCCUCGCUACACAUGUCCGCGGCGGCCGCCAGCAGGGACAUCACUCUUUUCCACGCCAUGGACACUCUCCACAAGUCUGGGUACAGCAUAGAGGCGGCGCUGUCCUCGCUAGUGCCCGCCUCCGGGCCCGUGCUGUGUCGAGACGAGAUGGAGGAGUGGUCCGCCUCGGAAGCCAACCUGUUUGAGGAGGCGCUCGAGAAAUACGGGAAGGACUUCGCUGAUGUACGGAAGGACUUUUUGCCGUGGAAGACUUUGAAGAAUCUAGUAGAAUACUACUACAUGUGGAAGACGACGGAUCGCUACGUGCAACAGAAACGGGUGAAGGCUGUGGAGGCAGAGUCCAAGCUGAAGCAAGUGUACAUUCCCAAUUAUAACAAACCGAACCCAGCGUUGUUGUCGGGCGCGGCGGCCAUCACGAGCGGUACAGCGGGGGGCGGAGGCCCGGGGGCUGCGGCCGGGGUCGCUAAUAAAGGAGCCGUGUUGAACGGAGGCACCAACGGAACGGCGGCUGCGCCCACCAUGUGCGCCUCGUGUCAAGUGACAAAUUCAACCCAGUGGUACGCCUGGGGACCACAGCAUUUACAGUACAGAUUGUGUGGAGCUUGCUGGCAGUACUGGAAGAAAUAUGGAGGACUUAAGACGGCGGGAGUGUUCGGAGAGAGCGAGGCGGAGGCGGGGCGCGGGGCGCGGGCGGAGAGUGACGACACAGCAUUGUCCGUGUCACACAGACCGCACAGGUGUUCUGUGGUUAACUGUGCUAAGGAGUUCAAGCUGCGCGCUCACCUGGCCCGCCACAUGGCGACCGCUCACGGCGGCGCGGGCGAGGGCGCGCGGCCCGUCAUGAAGACCCGCGCCGCCUUCUACCUGCGAGCCUCGCCCUUCACCCGGCUCGCGCGCCGCCUGGCCCGCGCGCUCCGCCGGCCGCGACACUACGCGCGCUCGCCCUUCUCACCCAUCAACCUGCACCAGGUCAAACACGAGUGUACGAUAGCGAUGGCGGGCGGCGUCGGUGGUGUGGGCGGUGUGGGCGGCGUGGUCGGGGCGGAGGUCCGCGGCGCCGCUCGUGCUCGCGGGCCCGUGGGCGCGGUGGCGGCCCGCCUCGCCGCCGCACUGGGCACGUCCGCGCCGCGCGCCCAGGACUGGCUCACCCUCACCCCGCGCGAGCGUCUGCCCACACCCAACCACGUCGCCUUCCCCAAGCCGCCUAAGGCUCCAGACGGCAGCCUCAUGUACGAGCGCGUGGUGUCCCGCGCGGAGCUGGAGGCGCGUCGCAGCGAGGCGGCCGCGCCGGCCCUCAAGCGGCGCGCCUACGACGACAUCAACGGCCUCGACACAACAGGAGGUUGUGGUGGCAGCGCGCCUCCCGCCAAGCGACCCAACAAGCACCCGGCGCCCAUGCAGCGGCCAUCACGCGAACAGUACGCGGCCAUGUGCGCGCGGGCACAGGCCACGGGGCAACCUCUGCCCGCACACGUUUUUGCACACGUGAACGGCAAGCCGACGAACCUGACCGGGCGCGGCGGGCGCCGUCACGUGAUCUCGUGGAUGGACGCUCCCGACGACCUGUACUUCAGAGCCACCGAGACCGCCAAAGCGGCCAGACGGACGCUGAGCUGCGGCGAGCUGCGCCGCGGCGCGCGCGCUCCGUGGCGCGUGAUGCGCGGCGGGGUGGCGGGCGUGGCGCUGGGCGCGGCGGGCGUGAAGGCGGGCCCGGGCGCCGCGCCGCUGCAGCUGGUCAUCCUGGACUGA